Molecule: messenger RNA, 891 nt
Organism: Exophiala bonariae
Lineage: Eukaryota; Fungi; Ascomycota; Eurotiomycetes; Chaetothyriales; Herpotrichiellaceae
Exons: 1
Coding region: 1-891 (296 amino acids)
Source: RefSeq, a predicted model, not a curated record
AUGGCCGCUGCAGAUUAUUACACUCCAAGCACGAGGCCGCCGUACUCGCAACAACCCACAGGCCUGCAACCUCCACCAGGUCCCCAACGAGCAUCAUCACAGCCAACUUUUGCAUAUCAGCCACCUCCGCAAAAUCCCAGUGGGCCGCCUCCCCAUUCACAAUAUUCCCCACCACCAUAUCAACAAAUUUACAACAACAAUGAACCGAAACCAAGCGUGCACUUUGCACCCUCGGUAUCACCAUCAUCAUCGUCUCAAAACCAACAUCGACCAUCCCAAUCAAAUCAACCACGACCAGAGCCAUAUUCUCUAAACCAACCAAACUAUCAAGCCACACCAGCCCACCAACUCGCCCCCUACCAACAACAAUACAUCCCCCCGACAUACCAGAACCAAUAUCUACCACAACACCCACACCAAUCCCAACACCAACUACGGCCCUACAUCCCGCCACGACACUCGACAGGCGAACUCUCCGAAAGCAAUGGCUACGCAUCCGACCCGGAGCGGCACCGACGGAAACACAAAGACCGAUCACGACGGACGUCGGACAACUCGCGCUCGACCAAAGCAGACGCAUUCCUCGGCGCGGCGGGCGGCGGCCUCAUCGGCGAUCUGAUCUUCCCGGGCCUGGGCACCGUCGGCGGCGCGCUCGUCGGCUGGGUCGGCGGCAAGGACUACGGCAAGCACAGGAAGUGGCGCGAGGACAAACGCGACCGCGACCAGGAUCGCUGGGAGCGCAAGUACGGGUCCGAUCGCUCCAGGAGUCACAGCCAUGAUCACGAUUACGAUCACGACCGGGAUCGAGAGAAGGGUGGCAGGCGGAGGAGGAGCCAUGAUGAUCGUGGCGAGAGGAGAGGCAGUCAUGACCGGAGGAAGGGCUAUGAUUGA